AACAAGAAGUGCCGACCGACAACCAAACGUCACCUCGUUCCGCAAAAAGAAAAAGCAAACCGUAAGAUUUUCGUCGACCGCAAAAGAAAAUUUUUCCUUCCGCGUAAAUUUUGGUUACAAAAGCGAAAGCAACCGGCAAAUUCUUCGAUAGGUUUCGGCUUCGAGGCUGCGUGAACCGGUAGCACUAGGAAAAUUCAGCGAAAAUGUCCGACAUCGAUGAUGAUUUCAUGUGCGAAGAUGAGGAAGACUACGGAUUGGAGUAUUCCGAGGACAGCAACUCCGAACCGGAUGUGGACCUGGAGAACCAAUACUACAACAGUAAGGCCCUCAAGGAGGAAGCUCCCCACGAAGCGCUCAAAUCCUUCCAAAAGGUGCUGGAUCUGGAGAACGGAGAAAAGGGCGAAUGGGGCUUCAAGGCGCUCAAGCAGAUGAUCAAGAUCAACUUCAAGCUGCAAAACUAUCCAGAAAUGAUGACCCGAUAUAAGCAGUUACUGACCUACAUUAAAAGCGCUGUGACACGGAACCACUCGGAAAAGUCAAUCAAUUCGAUUCUAGAUUACAUUUCUACGUCUAAAAAUAUGGAAUUACUGCAAAACUUCUACGAAACUACCCUCGAUGCACUGAAAGAUGCGAAGAACGAUCGACUCUGGUUCAAGACCAACACAAAGCUGGGAAAACUGUAUUUCGAUCGCAGCGACUUCGGAAAGCUCCAAAAGAUCCUCAAACAGUUGCACCAAUCCUGUCAAACGGACGACGGAGAGGAUGACCUAAAGAAGGGAACCCAGCUGUUAGAAAUCUAUGCGCUUGAAAUCCAAAUGUACACCGUUCAGAAGAACAACAAGAAGCUGAAAGCCCUGUACGAACAAUCGCUGCACAUAAAAUCGGCCAUCCCUCAUCCUUUGAUCAUGGGCGUCAUUCGAGAGUGCGGUGGCAAAAUGCACCUCCGGGAGGGCGAAUUCGAGAAAGCACACACGGACUUCUUCGAGGCGUUCAAAAACUACGACGAGUCCGGUUCUUCUCGGCGCACAACUUGCCUCAAGUAUCUGGUACUGGCGAACAUGCUUAUGAAGUCGGGAAUCAACCCGUUCGACUCGCAGGAAGCGAAACCGUACAAGAACGACCCGGAAAUACUGGCCAUGACCAACCUGGUGAUGAGCUACCAGAACAACGACAUCAUGGAGUUUGAAUCGAUCUUACGAAACAAUCGUAACAACAUCAUGGCCGAUCCGUUCAUCCGGGAGCACAUUGAGGACCUGUUGCGCAACAUCCGGACCCAGGUGCUGAUCAAGCUCAUUCGCCCGUAUACCAAGAUCACGAUUCCGUUCAUAUCGAACGAGCUGAACAUCGAACCGGUGGAGGUGGAGAGUUUGCUGGUUUCUUGUAUCCUGGACAGUACCAUUCAGGGACGUAUCGAUCAGGUCAACCAGGUGCUGGAGUUGAACAAGGAGGCCCGCUGUGGAGCACGUGAUAGCGCCAUCGAAAAGUGGUCCAGCCAGAUCAACUCGGUACAAACGGCCAUCAUCAACAAGAUGGCCUAGAGUUACGAGGGUAAGUUCUAGUUCUAGCUGUGCUAAUCGACCUCGAAAUCUGGGGAUCAGCCCGUGUUCACUCCCAGUUUAGUUAAGUAACAAACAAAAUCGCGGGAAGGCUAGUCCUGUCCGCGCCAUCAAAUCGCUUACAACCAUGUUUCAUGCUAAUUCGAAACGGAAUAAAAGAGACGGAAAAUGGAUUGCAAAGGAAGCUCACAAUAAAGACCGACGGAACGAGUCACCCGUUGUUAUUAUAAAAGCGUAA
Aedes aegypti (yellow fever mosquito) is the source of this 1794-nucleotide messenger RNA. It is a transcript of the gene alien, whose product is annotated as COP9 signalosome complex subunit 2. The coding region runs from base 204 to 1538 and encodes 444 amino acids. The transcript is spliced from 5 exons. The record is from RefSeq and is a predicted model, not a curated record. Gene Ontology annotation, cellular component: COP9 signalosome. NCBI's taxonomy places the organism in Eukaryota, Metazoa, Arthropoda, Insecta, Diptera, Culicidae. Gene Ontology annotation, biological process: protein deneddylation.